Messenger RNA from Halichondria panicea, 2030 nucleotides. Its product is annotated as potassium/sodium hyperpolarization-activated cyclic nucleotide-gated channel 2-like. Lineage: Eukaryota; Metazoa; Porifera; Demospongiae; Suberitida; Halichondriidae. The record is from RefSeq and is a predicted model, not a curated record. The transcript is spliced from 7 exons. Gene Ontology annotation, cellular component: HCN channel complex; membrane. Gene Ontology annotation, biological process: potassium ion transmembrane transport; regulation of membrane depolarization; sodium ion transmembrane transport. The coding region runs from base 34 to 1935 and encodes 633 amino acids. Gene Ontology annotation, molecular function: voltage-gated potassium channel activity.
CUGUUUUUAUGGUCGUGAUGCAAAAGGUUUGCAAUGUCAGAAGAGCAGUCCACUUCAGGUGCUGGCUGGAGAAAAAGGCUAUCACAAGCUGUAGCUGGACCUAAAGUUGCUGCUGAGCUGGAGGAAGGCGAUGAUUCAAGAAGACACACCAUAACUUCCACUUGUGGUGUAGAUGUACCAUUGCGUUGUUUCAGCACACUACCUAGGCCUUCAGUUGCUACCGAAAUUCGUGUGGUGCCGCAAUUAGCUAGUGAGCCUGCAAGAAUGAGUCCUGUUCCUGUUCCAGCUUUAGAAACUACUUUUUCUGUCGGGUCAUUUCAAAGGAAUUCACGAGGUUUUAAGAACAAAUUUUGCAACUUGUUUCAUGUCUGGGAUAAUCGUUUUACUUUGAAAGUAUUUGGAAGCAGAAAUGGAAUCAGAAGAGAAGAGGAACGAAGGAGACAUUGUAAACGUUUUGUAAUUCAUCCUUGCAGCAAGUUUAGGAUCUACUGGGACCUACUGAUGCUCUGUAUUCUCUUGAUCAAUGUGAUUCUGUUGCCUGUGGCUAUUGCAUUCUACCAUGAGACGUUCAUGGGAUGGUUUAUCUUCAAUGUUGUAUCUGAUGUGAUAUUUAUAAUUGAUAUUGUCCUCAAUUUCUGGACUGGGAUUCUCUUUGAAGAAAGUUUUGUUCUGCUCGAGUUGAAUAAGAUUCAAAAAUAUUACGCCACACGCUGGCUUAUUUUUGAUGUUGUUUCCAUACUUCCAUUUGACUACAUAUUCAAUGGGAUGUUCCAUGCUGGCAACACAGUUCUUAGUCUACUACGUCUAAUAAAGUUGUCAAGUCUCCUUCGGUUGUUUCGAGUUGUGAGAUUUCUACACUACCUCUCUAAAUGGCAAAAAAUACUCAUUGCCACUAAAUCUUUUUCACGUGUGAUCAAAUUUGUGCUGGCUGUUCUCCUGCUAGCUCAUUGGAAUGCGUGUGUUCAAUUCCUUGUUCCGUACUUGCAAGAUUUCCCAAAUGACUCUUGGGUAUCAAUCAACAACUUGCAGAAUGCAUCAGUUGGUGCUCAGUACUCGUGGGGGCUCUUCAAGGCAUUCUCUCAUAUGCUGUGCAUUGGGUUUGGUCGCUGGCCUCCUCAGAACAUUAUUGAAGUAUGGGUGACUAUGAUCAGUAUGCUUAUGGGAGCCUCACUCUAUGCAAUGUUCAUUGGGUACAUAUCCACUCUCAUUCAAUCUGAAACGUGUGCAAGUCGUUCAUACAAUGAAAAGCUCAAGAAAGUGGAAGAGUACAUGCGCUACAGAAAGCUACCACAAAACAUCAAGCAUAGAGUCCAUGAGUACUAUUAUCAGAGGUACCACGGGCAGCUGUUUAAUGAGGAGGCCAUUCUAAUGGAGUUGUCACAGGCAAUCAGACAGGAUGUUGUCAUAUACAAUUGUAGCCAACUUGUCAAGGUGGUCCCUUUCUUCUCCAAUGCUGAAGAACCAUUUAUUACCUCUGUGUUGACUCGUCUUAAGUUUGAAGUGUUUCUACCAGGCCAGCACAUAAUUCGGUGUGGUAGCAUGGGGAGCAAGAUGUACUUUAUUCAGCAUGGAAGUGUGGAUGUAAUUGACUCGAAUGGUGAUCUUAUCACUCAUCUCACAGACGGCUCUUACUUUGGAGAGAUCUGCCUGCUGAUGAAGUGUCGACGGGUGGCUGGUGUGAAGGCCACCACCGUGUGUGAUCUCUACUGCCUCUCCAAGGAAGACUUUGAUCACGUGCUUGAUGAAUUCCCUGACAUGAGGUUAAUCAUGGAGUCAGUAGCAAGAGAACGGCUGGAAAUGAUCCAACCACCAACUCCUCCUCACACUGCUCUGAACAUUACUAACCAAUCACAAUUUAACUCUAGCCACAGAGCUGGUGGGUUACUUGAUACUAUUCCCAGUAACAAUUCUAUAGAUCCUAAUACUAUGGCAUGAUAUUUUUACUAAAUUGCUUGUGUGUAUGUGCAUCAUAAAAUUAAUUUGUGUGGUAAUACAAAAAAAAGAUUUGGUGACUUCCAUAAGUGUUUAUU